This is a messenger RNA of Etheostoma spectabile (orangethroat darter), 3491 nucleotides long. RefSeq names its product docking protein 7b (gene dok7b). The record is from RefSeq and is a predicted model, not a curated record. Gene Ontology annotation, biological process: neuromuscular junction development; positive regulation of protein tyrosine kinase activity. Gene Ontology annotation, molecular function: protein kinase binding. NCBI's taxonomy places the organism in Eukaryota, Metazoa, Chordata, Actinopteri, Perciformes, Percidae. The transcript is spliced from 13 exons. Bases 487 to 2688 code for a protein of 733 amino acids.
UGUUGCGGAUCUGAAGCUGAUUUACUCGUUUUACAUGUCUUAAUUGGUAUUACUCUCGCGCCACCUUUCCAGAUUAAACUGGCCUUCCACAGACCGAGCUGAAGCUCCACUGAUUCGCAUUAAGGCACCAUGAAUCCCUGUCCAACACCCGGCUCAGAGCCAGCUUCAUGAGUUAAGUGAAAGGUGCGCGAGUUAUGCUCUUCUAAUCAAAUUAGCUACAUUGUAAACAAUAAGCACUUGACGCCGGAUGACAACUGUACUAACUUGGCAGGACCCCGCGGCGGGAGGCUGGGAACUCUCCCCGCCCCGGUGGGCUGAUAUUCGGGGAGAGUGAGCAGUGUGCCGGCGGGGCUUGGACUGUAAAUGCUAUUUUGAAAAGUGACCUCCCCCUCUCUCUGUGGACACACACACACACACACACACACACACACACACACAUACACACACACCCACCCCCCCCCCACCUGCUCGGAACCAUGUCAGAAGAUGACGGAUACAGUUGUCGCGGAGGGACAAGUCAAGUUCAGAGAUGGAAAAAAGUGGAAGACUCGGCGCGUCCUUCUUCGGAAGCCCUCGCCGGUAGCAGACUGUCUGUCUCUGCUGGUAUAUAAGGAGAAGAAGAAAGGGAAGGAGAAGGGCCGCAGCCAGAAGGAGAGGCUCAAUGUAACUCUGGAGGGGAUCUGUGGCGUGGAGCCAGGGCCAGGAUAUGACGGGGUCUCCUACACCUUCUCCAUCCUCUGUCUGGCACACACGCUGGUCCUGGGCUUCAACAGCCGAGACGCCCUGCUGGCCUGGGAUGCCCGCGUCCGCUACAGCCUGGGAGAGGUCCACAGGUUCAGCGUAAAUGUUGAGCCAGGUACCAAACUGGAAUGUGGCCCCGCCUCCCUCCACCUGUGCAACAACCUAUUGGUACUUACCAGAGGCGUCCCCCCUGUUGUCAUUGGCCACUGGAAGUUGUCGGCGUUGCGUCGAUAUGGUGCGGUGCCAAAUGGCUUUGUGUUCGAGGGGGGGACUCGCUGCGGCUACUGGGCUGGUGUUUUCUUCUUGUCCUGUUCAGAAGGAGAGCAGAUCAGUUUGUUGUUUGACUGCAUGGUCAGAGGCAUCACCCCCAGCAGGACCCCUCAUGGCCUGCGCCCUGUCCUGCCAGCAGAUCCCAAUGCUGACCCAGAGUCAGCGGAGAAACGAAUCAGCCAGGAGGCAUCAGAGCUGGAGAAAAGACUCAGUAUGUUAUCCCAUUGCAGCCUUGCAAGCAGCACAGCUUCCACUUACAGCUGCAGCACAUCUGUAGCGGGGGAUGACCAAAGCAGCAUCUCCAGCUCCUCCUCCAGUCAGUCUGAUGCGAGCUAUGGAAGCAGACUUCCAUUUGGGGUGGAACCGUUAUCUAGAACGCACCUCUCCAAAGAGACGUUGUCAAGCUCCUCCACCCUAAAUGUUUUGACCAGUUCAGAUGACCGGCUUUAUGCUGCUGUGAUGUGUCCAUCUUCUGCCCAGCUCCAUCCUCGGUGUCUCCAUGACAGCGGGCGGCAGAGCUCGUUAGACAGUGGGAUCGGGAUAGUGACAGGCAGUCAGUCGUCAUACUCAGGAAGUGUCUCCUCAUAUACAGGAAGUCUGGAUAUGGCCGGCCAGGGAGGGGAGGGAGAGUUUGGCUCCGUGGCCAGCCUCCUUGCUCCACCUCAUUCUCCUUCCACACCUCCUGCCAUUCAUCCCCCUACUCCUCCUCUUCCUCCUCCUCCUUUUCAGUCCACACUUACCCCAGAGCACAGGUCUGCUACCUCCCCCUGCCCUUGUUCCUCCAGAUCUAGCUCUCGUGCAUCCCCAAUGCACAGUGAGGAGUAUCAAUUUCCCAGCCUGCUCAGAGUGUGGUACGACACCCCCAGGAGUCUGCUCCACACCCUGUCCCUGAGGGAUCAAUCUGUACAAGAAAGCCCACCUGAGCUGGCCAGGGACAGCAGGAGCAGUAGGGAUGGAGUGGGUAGUCAAGGACAAAGGUACAGCCCCAAAGGACUCAGGGCUCAGCGUCAGGUCAUGAUGCAGCGCUCCCGCUCCUGGGGCAGUGAGAGGGCGCCCUCUGUGGACAGUGAGGGGAGGUCCACACCUAGACCCCUGCUGGUGCCUGGAGGCUCGGUUUGUGGAGAAAUACAGGGCAGUCAUGGCGUAGACAACUACAUUACACCAGAGCAGUGGCGGUCAGCGAGGAACAGAUGCUCGACUCAGGUUGCCAACUCACCAUCUGGCCUGUCACCUUCUGCUGAUACACUAGAUCCUCUCCUCUGUGUAAGAGAGGAGCAGUAUGGGCAUAAGUUGGCAGGUCUGAAGAGGAUGGUGCCCUUACUGCCACCCUCUGCCCCCCCACCUCUGCCCGUUGCACUGAGCAUGCAUAGGCCAACAUUAGUCUGUGGUAUGCUCCAGUUUGCUCAUGAAGCUCCUCCGUCAGUAUCCCUGGACACUGGGCUCCAGUGUGACAGCACUGUUAAUUAUGUUAACAUACCCAUCAGCCCCCUGGCAGCUAGAACCAACAGAGAGCUGGACCUGCAGGAGCCCGGCUCAGCUCCAGUCUCCAGGCCGUACAGUGCUGGCCGAGGUAACGCUUUGCAGCUCUGUAGACCCAAAGAAGGCUCCAUUAGGUACGCCCACCUCAUCACUGCCAUGGAAACAGCUCAGAGAGUGGGGGCAGAGUGGAAAGACUGACUCAGCUUGAGAGCAGGCGGCAGGGGCCACCAGACUGACUACACAGCACCCUACUCAACACUUCAUUACAGAUUCUCUCUGAAGUGCUUAAUUGCAGUUGGUUAUAUCAAUCAUUGCUACUUGUACUUAACACACCCACAGUUGUGCCAGUGAACAGAAAUUUCCACAAACAAUCCAUUCCACUAAGAAAUAGAAGGAAAUGUCUGGGAAGUCUCUUGCGCAGGUGCCAUCUUGGACGUGUGUUUUAAGUUGUCAUAUCCUUGUAUUUAAAUUAGUGCUCAACUUUUUACCCAAGAAAUGUUUUUUGUUUUUUUGCUGCAUGACAGUUAUGUCUGCCUCUUUUAGAUUCUCAGGUGACUGUUGAGCAUUGAUAUAAAUAGCCUUAAUUAUGUGGAAAUGGCACUGAUAUUUUAGAUAAGAGAGACUUUCUCUUAAAUUCCAGCUUGAUUUAGUUUCUUCAGGCUAUUUUACUAAGAUCAAUAAGAUAAAGCCGCACUUGAGUCCCAGCCUUGGCUAUCAUUCCACAUUAGAUCUUAAAAGCAUCUUGGAGUUAAAUCUCAAGUACAAAUUCCAUUAAUCCAGGUCUAUGUGGCCCUAACAGAACAUGGCUGAGUAAUCGGCCAGCAACAUUAUUUAUCACAGUAAUCAAUGUCUCUGUGCUUUUUCAUUAAUCAAUCCAGACCAGAAGCAGUGUGUGUUCCAUUUCCCAAUUCCCUCUUGAUAUCAUCAUCAGGACAAAUUGUUUAGUAUUUGACGCCAAUUCAUUUUUAUGGUGGCAGUUCCCCGCCGGUGUGUGAGUAGGA